This is a messenger RNA of Drosophila rhopaloa, 3662 nucleotides long. Its product is annotated as mucin-2. NCBI's taxonomy places the organism in Eukaryota, Metazoa, Arthropoda, Insecta, Diptera, Drosophilidae. The record is from RefSeq and is a predicted model, not a curated record. The transcript has 2 exons. The coding region runs from base 7 to 3495 and encodes 1162 amino acids.
CUCAAGAUGGUAGGACUGACAUCGCACGGAAUAAUCCACGGAAUUAAUUUGGUUCUUGGACUGUGGGCUGCACUUACAAUAACCUUUUCUGCAACUCAAAACACAACAGCUGCUACAGUAUCAACUACAACUGAAUCAAUUCUUUGUAAAAUUUUUCCGGAAUUGGCAAGAUGUAAGCACAAAACCACAACAAAAACAGUAGAAGAUUCUACAACCCCAAUGUCACCCACUACUACGGAAAAAUUAACGACAACAACAAUCGCACCCACAACCACAGAAGAAAUAACGACAACCACCUUAACUCCUACAAGCACAGUUUUAACUACUACUGAGUCCACAUUAUGUAUACUUUUUCCGAUUUUGCCAAUUUGUAAACUAACUACCACUACAGAAGCUUCUCCCACUACUACGGAAGAAUUAACCACAACCACACUCACUCCCACCAUCACACAAGAACAAACGACAACCCCUGACGAACAAACUACUAACACAGCUGCAUAUACAAACACUGAAUUAACGACAACAACUAUCGCUCCUACAACAACGGAAGAAAUAUCAACAACCACAAUCGCUCCUACGACCACGGAAGAAAUAACGACAACCACAAUCGCUCCUACAACCACAAAGGCUCUUACAACCACCGAAGAAGUUACGACAACAACAAUCGCUCCUACAACCACCGAAGAACUAUCAACAACCACAAUCGCUCCUACAACCACCCAAGAAGUAAAGACAACCACAAUCGCUCUUACAACCACCGAAGAAUUAUCAACAACCACAAUCGCUCCUACAACCACCCAAGAAGUAAAGACAACCACAAUCGCUCCUACGACCACAGCAGAAUUAACAACUGAAUCCAUAGAAUGUAUACUUUUUCCGAAUUUGCCAAGAUGUAAAGUAACUUCAACUACAAUGACCCCCUCAACUACGGAAGAAUUAACCACUAUCACGCCCACAACCAUUCAAGAAUUAAAGACAACCACUGAAGAAUUAAUUACUACUCCUACAACCACUGAAUUAUCAACAACAACUAUCUCUCAUACGACCACGGAAGAACUAACAACGACCACAAUCGCACCUACGACUACUGAAGAAAUAACAACAACCACAAUCGCUCCUACGCCCACGGAAGAACUAACAACAACCACAAUCGCACCUACGACCACGGAAGAAAUAACAACAACCACAAUCGCUCCUACAACCACCGAAGAAGUAACGACAACCACAAAUGCUCCUACAACCACCGAAGAAGUACCGACAACCACAGUAGCUCCUACAACCACCGAAGAUGUUACGACAACCACAAUUGCUCCAACAACCACCGAAGAAGUAACGACAACCGCAAUUGCUCCAACAACCACCGAAGAAAUAACAACAACCACAAUCGCUCCUACAACCACCGAAGAAGUAACGACAACCACAAUUGCUCCUACAACCACCGAUGAAGUAACGACAACCACAAUCGCUCCUACAACCACCGAAGAAGUAACGACAACCACAAUUGCUCCAACAACCACCGAAGAACUAACAACAACCACAAUUGCUCCAACAACCACCGAAGAACUAACAACAACCACAAUCGCUCCUACAACCACCGAAGAGGUAACGACAACCACAAUUGCUCCUACAACCACCGAGGAAGUAACGACAACCACAAUCGCUCCUGCAACCACCGAAGAAGUUACGACAACAACAAUCGCUCCUACAACCACCGAAGAAGUAACGACAACCACAAUUGCUCCAACAACCACCGAAGAACUAACAACAACCACAAUCGCUCCUACAACCACCAAAGAAGUAACGACAACCACAAUUGCUCCUACAACCACCGAAGAAGUAACGACAACCACAAUCGCUCCCACAACCACCGAAGAAGUUACGACAACAACAAUCGCUCCUACAACCACCGAAGAAGUAACGACAACCACAAUUGCUCCAACAACCACCGAAGAACUAACAACAACCACUAUCGCUCCUACAACCACCGAAGAAGUAACGACAACCACAAUUGCUCCUACAACCACCGAAGAAGUAACGACAACCACAAUCGCUCCUACAACCACCGAAGAAGUUACGACAACAACAAUCGCUCCUACAACCACCGAAGAAGUAACGACAACCACAAUUGCUCCAACAACCACCGAAGAACUAACAACAACCACUAUCGCUCCUACAACCACCGAAGAAGUAACGACAACCACAAUUGCUCCUACAACCACCGAUGAAGUAACGACAACCACAAUCGCUCCUACAGCCACCGAAGAAGUAACGACAACCACAAUUGCUCCAACAACCACCGAAGAAAUAACAACAACCACAAUUGCUCCAACAACCACCGAAGAACUAACAACAACCACAAUCGCUCCUACAACCACCGAAAAAGUUACGACAACAACAAUCGCUCCUACAACCACCGAAGAAGUAACGACAACAACAAUCGCUCCUACAACCACCGAAGAAGUAACGACAACCACAAUUGCUCCUACAACCACCGAAGAAGUAACGACAACCACAAUGGCUCCUACAACCACCGAAGAAGUAACGGCAACCACAAUCGCUCCUACAACCACCGAAGAAGUUACGACAACCACAAUUGCUCCUACAACCACCGAUGAAGUAACGACAACCACAAUCGCUCCUACAGCCACCGAAGAAGUAACGACAACCACAAUUGCUCCAACAACCACCGAAGAACUAACAACAACCACAAUCGCUCCUACAACCACCGAAGAAGUUACGACAACAACAAUCGCUCCUACAACCACCGAAGAAGUAACGACAACAACAAUCGCUCCUACAACCACCGAAGAAGUAACGACAACCACAAUUGCUCCUACAACCACCGAAGAAGUAACGACAACCACAAUCGCUCCUACAACCACCGAAGAAGUUACGACAACCACAAUUGCUCCUACAACCACCGAAGAAGUAACGACAACCACAAUCGCUCCUACAACCACCGAAGAAGUUACGACAACCACAAUUGCUCCUACAACCACCGAAGAAGUAACGACAACCGCAAUUGCUCCUACAACCACCGAAGAAGUAACGACAACCACAAUCGGUCAAACAACCACCGAAGAACUAACAACAACCACCUUAGCUCCUACAACCACCGAAGAAUUAACGACAACCACAAACUCUCCUACAGGCACGGAAGAAAUAUCCACAACUACCCUAGCUCCUACAACCAAUGAAGAAAUUACAACAACUACAGUAGCUCCUACAACAACGGAAGAAUCUACCACGACUAUUCGCACUCCACCCAACCCUCAGCCUCAACAACCGGUUGGGCCUCCACUCUUCCCACUUCCACCUCCAAUACCCUUGCCUCCAUUUCCGUUUCUUGGAGCUUUGCCUGAAUCUGAUAUUGGUGUGAUUGCUAUUCUACCUAUUCCGCUUCCGCUUCCGCUUCCGCCUCCGAUUCCAGCAUUUCCUCGUCCUCGCCCUCCUCCAAGACUACCUCUACCCUUCGGAAAUUUUUUUGGAAAAUAAGCUAAAAAAUGUAUACUGAAAAAUGCUUUUAUGUUUUUAAGAUUUAUCAAGCAUUCAUGCAAAUUAUUUUUUUUCGCUAAAAAAAUAAAGAUUUUGAAUUAGCAAAUUAACAAGGAGGAACUUUAAGAUACCCGUUAUUUAGCUAACCAAUUUCUAAAUAAAUAUCC